UCUCAAAUGUACCUUUACAACUUUAUUUUUUGACAAUAUUCAAUUUUUUACACAAUAAUCAAAAGCAUUAACCCCGGGAACAUCUCUUUUCUGCUUUUAAAAUCAAAAAUUUCAAUCGUUAAUAAUUAUAAUUAUUGAAUAGUGUAUAAGUAUCCACAAAAUGGCUCAAAGUCGAUUGGAAAAAGUUGGGACAAUUUAUUCCAGAGUGUGUGCUCUUAUAAAAACCGGAGUAAUGAAAGAAGAAACUAAGCCGGUGUGGUUAGAUAUCUACAAAGCUUUUCCUCCAAAGUAUGAGCCAUCUUAUGACAGAAAAACUCCAAAUGUUUUAUUAAGGCAAAUUUUCUAUUCCGAAGAUGUAAUCAGAGCUAAGUUUCACAAGGAAUACAAACAGUAUUCUAUGGUUAAUUUAAUGGAUGAAACAUCGGUAUCUAAGACUGAGCACUUUCUUACAAUUUAUAGACAGUUAGAAAAAGAAAAUGUACCCGCAGAUCAAUUAUAUGAUAAAGCAGUUACAGAAUUUUUAAAUAAGUUUAAAACUGAAAAACCUCAGAAAGAAACAGGAGACCUAUCAAAGUAUCCAGGAGAAUAUCAAGUUACUGCAACAAAAUACGCGAGGACGAGCAAAACAAGUGAACAAAGUACAAGUACUAAUUCUAAAUCACAAGUCGCAACAGAAUCAGAAGUUGAAGAUGAAACAAAAAUCAAACCAAUUAGGCUUAGACUUGAUAAAAUAAUGAUGGAAAAGGAAGAUAAUCCCGUUGACAAACCCUAGUUAGACACGUAUUGUUAUAUAAUUUUAAGUUAUCAUAAGUUUACACGAAAUAAAGUUUUCUUUAC
Messenger RNA from Copidosoma floridanum, 837 nucleotides. It is a transcript of the gene mRpS23, whose product is annotated as mitochondrial ribosomal protein S23. NCBI's taxonomy places the organism in Eukaryota, Metazoa, Arthropoda, Insecta, Hymenoptera, Encyrtidae. The record is from RefSeq and is a predicted model, not a curated record. Gene Ontology annotation, biological process: translation. Gene Ontology annotation, cellular component: mitochondrion; ribosome. Gene Ontology annotation, molecular function: structural constituent of ribosome.